This is a messenger RNA of Helianthus annuus (common sunflower), 2351 nucleotides long. RefSeq names its product ferric reduction oxidase 2. The coding region runs from base 19 to 2112 and encodes 697 amino acids. Lineage: Eukaryota; Viridiplantae; Streptophyta; Magnoliopsida; Asterales; Asteraceae. Gene Ontology annotation, cellular component: plasma membrane. The transcript is spliced from 8 exons. The record is from RefSeq and is a predicted model, not a curated record. Gene Ontology annotation, molecular function: oxidoreductase activity.
AAGAAGAAAACGAUAAUUAUGAAGAUCAUCCAAGGGCUUGCAAUAACGAUCUUUAUGGGCUACCUUGUCCUUUGGAUUGUCACACCAACCAGUGUCUAUUAUAAUAAGUGGCUCGUUAGAGAAACAGCACACACCACUUCUACUUAUUUUGAAGCUCAAGGCUCGAUGAUGUUGCUCUACACGUGCCCCAUUUUGCUCAUGGCCAUCAUGGGAAGUGUAUAUAACCAUUUAAGAAAAAGGGCGAGCCAAAACCGAAAUGAAGGAGACAAAAAAGCUACCCAAGAUAACUGGAAUAUAUGGAGAAGGCCAAUGAUCAUCAAAGGUCUCGGGAUCGUCUCGAAAAUCGAGCUCGCGUUCUUUGUUAUGUUUAUAGCUCUCAUUGUCUGGUCUUUCACGUCAUACUUACAUGUUGGUUUUGCCUAUAUUACCCCUGCAAUAGCUGCAGAAUACGGAGAGAAAGUUUGGGAAAUGAAGUUGGAUACAGUGGCUCUACGGUUCGGGUUAGUUGGUAAUUUAUGUCUAGCAUUCCUGUUCUUUCCAGUGACUCGAGGAUCGACUAUAUUGUCGCUGUUCGGGCUGACUUCUGAGGCUAGCAUCAAGUAUCACAUAUGGCUUGGGCAUAUUGUUAUGACCAUCUUCACUGCUCAUGGUGUUUGUUACAUUAUUUAUUGGAUCAUAAUGAAGCAGACAUCAGAGAUGAUGAAAUGGGCAAAAACCGAGAUAUCGAAUGUAGCGGGGGAGUUGUCUUUGAUAGCAGGAUUAAUAAUGUGGGCAACAACGUUUCCUAGGAUUCGACGUAAGAUGUUUGAGGUUUUCUUCUACACGCAUCACUUAUACAUCCUCUUCGUCGUGUUCUACGUGUUCCAUGUUGGCAUAGCGUAUGCCUCCACAAUACUCCCCGGAUUCUACCUCUUCAUGAUUGAUCGAUUCUUGAGAUUUUUGCAAUCAAGAGGGAAUGUUCGUUUGGUUUCUGCGCGUGUUCUUCCAUGUGAAACUCUCGAGCUCAACUUCUCCAAGAGCAAAGGUCUCGAGUAUACACCAACAAGCAUCAUAUUCAUCAAUGUCCCAAGCAUUUCAAAGGCUCAAUGGCAUCCAUUCACCGUUACUUCAAGUAGCAAUUUGGAGCCUGAAAAGCUAAGUGUUAUGAUCAAAAGUGAAGGGAGUUGGUCUAGAAAACUCUACCAAUUGUUAUCAUCCCCGAAUUCUAUUGAUCGGCUCGAUGUGUGUGUUGAAGGACCUUAUGGACCUAUCUCUACCAAUUUCCUAAGGCACGAUAUGUUGGUGAUGGUGAGCGGAGGAAGUGGGAUAACACCGUUUAUCUCAAUAUUUAGGGAGCUUGUUUACACAACCGAAACCCUAAAAUGUAAAGCUCCAAAAAUUCUCUUGAUAAGCGCGUUUAAAGACUCAUCUGAUCUCACCAUGCUAGAAUUGUUAUUACCAUCAUCUGGUGCACCUAUAGAGUUUACCAAAAUAGAGUUACAAAUCGAGGCCUAUGUGACAAGAGAGAAGCAACCCGUGAUUAACGAUAAGAAAGUGAGUACCAUAUGGCUUAAACCAAAACCCUCUGACGCGCCCAUAACUCCUGUUUUAGGAAAAAAUGGUUGGUUAUGGCUUGGCGCGCUUAUUUCAAGUUCUUUUGUGGUUUUCCUUUUGUUUAUGGGAUUUGUAACGCGAUUUUACAUCUAUCCUAUUGAUAAAAACACGAACGAAGUGUACUCAAUGGGAUCAAGGGCCGCGAUAAAUAUGUUGCUCAUUUGUGUGUCUAUAAUGGUAACAUGUUACAUGGGUUUUUGGUGGAACAAGAAGAGAAAUGCUAUAGAUUCGAAUCAAAUUCAAAACAUGGAGGGGGCAACACCCACUAGCACACCUAACUCGUGGUUCUAUAACGCGGAUAGAGAGCUUGAAAGCGUGCCCCAAGAACCGCUCUUUCAGUCUACCAAUGUGCAUUUUGGCGAAAGGCCGGAUCUUAAAAGAAUUUUGUUUGAGCAAAAAGCAUCAAGUGUUGGAGUUCUUGUUUGUGGGCCAAAGAAAAUGAGGCAUGAGGUUGCAAACAUAUGUUCAUCUGGAUUGGCUUCAAACUUGCAUUUUGAGUCCAUAAGUUUCAGUUGGUGAUUGGCUUUUGCAAAUUACAAGAUAUGGUGUGCCACAAGUUUUUUGUUUUUUUUUUCCAUUAAUCCCCACUUUUAUGUUUUAACGAUUCAAAAUUUAAGGCUUGGAUUUUGUUCCAAUAGAGCUAUCCAAACAUGGAGAUGUGUGUAUCGAAUACAAGUGUAUGUUUCUUUCCUUUUGUUUGUAAACUUGUAAUACUUGAAUAAACCGGCCUUUUAUUCGCCAAACUCUUUGGAUUUGAA